This is a messenger RNA of Colletotrichum truncatum, 1443 nucleotides long. RefSeq names its product glycoside hydrolase family 76. The record is from RefSeq and is a predicted model, not a curated record. Lineage: Eukaryota; Fungi; Ascomycota; Sordariomycetes; Glomerellales; Glomerellaceae. Gene Ontology annotation, biological process: fungal-type cell wall biogenesis; carbohydrate catabolic process. Gene Ontology annotation, molecular function: mannan endo-1,6-alpha-mannosidase activity.
AUGGCUCCGUCUUUUGCGUUCGCGUUCGCGAGUACCCUUCUCCUCCUUGGCAGACUCCCUGGCUCAGCCGCCGAAUUCAGGACCAGCUCUCGCGAUGAGAUUGUUGCAUCUUCCAACAAGCUCGCCAAGGACUUAUUCACCGUCUACGAGGGCGACCAGCCUGGCAAAAUCCCCGGCAUUCUCCCAGGGCCUCCCACCCCGAGCUCGGGCGGCUACUACUGGUACCACGGCGCCAGCUUCUUCCAGACCUAUGUCGACUACCAGCACCUGACCGGCGACGACUCCUUCCAAGACAGCAUCGUGAAGGCCUUGGCCUUCCAACUAGGCCCCAAUGCCAACUACAUGCCGCCUAACUGGACCGCGUCGAUGGGGAACGACGACCAGUGUUUCUGGGGCACGGCUGCGCUGCAAGCUGCGGAGUACCAAUUGCCGAGCGCGGAUGGCAAGCCCUCAUGGAUUGAGGUGGCCAAGAACGUUUGGGCGAAUCAGGCUUCGCCGGACCGAUACGACGAGACGUGCGGGGGCGGGCUGCGUUGGCAGAUAUUGAUGUCGAAUGCUGGGUAUAACUACAAGAAUACCAUGUCAAACGCGUGUUUCCUCAACAUGGGUGCCCGUCUCGCGAGGUAUACUGGCAACACGACCUAUGCUGAGCAUGCUGUGAAGGCGUGGGACUGGCUCGAAAGCGUUGGCUUCAUUGAGACCAAAACUUGGCAGAUAUACGACGGAGCCAAUGUGGACGACAACUGUACCAGCCCUGCGAAGUAUCAGUGGUCUCAGAACGCGGCUAUUCUCACAGAGGGUGCUGCGUUCAUGUACAACUUUACGAAUGGCUCCGAUGUUUGGCGUGACCGCGCCGAAAAACUUGCCGAGGCCAGCAUCAAGACAUUCUUCCCUAAGGGCAUCGCCUAUGAAGCCACCUGCGAAGGAACCAAGGGCAGCUGCCCGACCGACGCCAUGUUCAUGAAGGGCCAUGUCCAUCGAUGGCUCUCUGUCGCCACCCAGGUGGCCCCUUUCCUCUCAGAAAAGGUGCUUAUCGUCUUGAGGUCAUCAGCCCAGGCUGCGGCGAAGCAGUGUCAGGACAACUCCAAGGGCACGACGACCUGUGGUUUCUACUGGAGCGACGCCGAGUUUACCGACCCGCAGACUGUAGAUAACAAAACGGGCGGCAUCACUGGCGUCGGUGAAGGAACGAGCGUGCUGGGUGCGAUUUCGGGUCUGCUCAUCGGCGACGCCAAGGCGCCCGUGACUAACUGGACUGAGGGCAGCGGCGGCGCUUCCAUGCCUGAACCCACUACUAGUACUGGGUCUGGAGGCGGCACUCCAAGUGGAACGACCGGCUCACCGUCGCCGACGGAGUCGGAUUCACUGGCUGGGCAUUUUGGUGCCGACGUUCGCGCGUUGUUGUUGCCGGCUGUGUUGACGGUUUGCCUCCUGACUCUGUAA